Messenger RNA from Paramecium sonneborni, 195 nucleotides. Lineage: Eukaryota; Ciliophora; Oligohymenophorea; Peniculida; Parameciidae. The record is from the annotation of a GenBank genome assembly.
AUGUUGUAAUAAUUUUCUCAACUCCCAAUUAUUGUUAUAGAUGUGGUAAUCAAACAAAAAUUAUAGAAGUUGAUGAAAAAUCUUCGUUAUAUAUUGUAAUCUAAUUUAUUCAAUAAAUAUAACAGAUAAUUUGAUCCAGCUUCAAGAUCUGAAAAUGAAUCUGUUACUAAAGGAGUUCCAGAUUAUUUCUUAUGA